Messenger RNA from Sphaeroforma arctica JP610, 1464 nucleotides. RefSeq lists its product as hypothetical. The transcript is spliced from 2 exons. Lineage: Eukaryota; Ichthyosporea; Ichthyophonida. The coding region runs from base 1 to 1464 and encodes 487 amino acids. The record is from RefSeq and is a predicted model, not a curated record.
AUGAGUUUUCACCCUGGCCAACCUAAGCGGUUGAACACUGGCACAAACACCUUGAGUAUAAAACCAAAGGCAACAACCACCCAACCACCCCCGUACCUCGCACCAACAUCUCACCCUCCAACUCAACCAAAAGGGGUCCUCAUACCCCGAUCUACUUUCACAAACCUCGAUUCCGCCACAAGAUUUCACACAAACUUCUUCCCUCGCCUUGACGCUUAUCAAUCCAUCAGCCACGCCAACCAGCACCUCAACAUACUAAACAAAAUUCUUGACCGCGUCCUUGAUCAUGACAACCGCCCACCAGUGCAUCCCAUCACUAUAUACCUCGCAGCACAUGCUGCUUUCUCAGACCUCGCAACCACACGUGCGAUCGCUGAACGAAAUGACGCGUAUGCCACGCACACCACUGAAUAUAACACCCUUAGUGCCACUAAUGACGCACACGAGGCCACCAUUUACGUCCUCAAAGAAGAAAAGGACACCUUACUCGACAAACUCAAGGAGGCUCGUACACAGCGUGAUGCCAACUCUACCUCCAACCUCGAAGAAAUCCUCGACCAACUCCAGCAAGACAAGGACAUUCUCAUCACCAAACUCGAAAGCGCCCGCAAGGAGCGCGACGACACCCAAGCCAACUUCACUGCCUGCAUCGCUGAUCGCAACUCGCUGAACGAACAACUUGAUCACUUUCGCGCAUCCCCUCACCCCGACACAUCCGAUCUCACCGCCGACAACAAGCGCCUUCGCAAAAUCCGCGAUGAUUCCGUCGCCGAAGCCACUGCCCACACUUACACUAUAUCUGAACUCCGUGCCACCAAUGUCCAGCUCGAAGCCACCAUCUUUUAUCUCCGACACGAACACAAUGAUUUCCUCACUGCUACUCUUGCCGAAAUGGAUGCCCUACAGGUAUCCCUCCACAACGCCCAUACAGACAUCGCGCAACUCAAAACACAACUUGACACAGCACGCUCUCAGCCCAUCGACACCGACUCCACCACACUUCGUCACCGUCUCCUUCUUGCCGAGCAAAAGCUUCGCCGUAUGGCAGGUCCUCAGACACCACCGACUACUCCACCCCCACACUCCCCCUCCGGUACCUCUCACACUCAAUCUACGCAACAACUCCACAACCUCCCUGCCUCCCGCGUCAGCACUGCCAAAGCCUUCAAAUACAAUGACACCUAUGUAGCCACCAAACUCACGGGUGAUAAAAACUUCACUAAUUGGCACAGACAGUUCAGACAUAUGAUGAAAAAGCACGACGUCCUCCACACCCUACACCCCAACACUACUGCCGAUGAUGCCGAGCUCACCGUCGGUACUACGAUCCUUUUCGAAUCCCUUGGCCCCGGCAUACCCGAGCAAUAUGACACAUAUAUCUCGAUCAACCCCCGAGUCUGUUCUACCAACACAUAUGCCAAGAUUUUACCUCCGUCACAAUUGGCCGCAUUUGGGAACUCUUAG